Messenger RNA from Cuscuta campestris, 1238 nucleotides. The record is from the annotation of a GenBank genome assembly. NCBI's taxonomy places the organism in Eukaryota, Viridiplantae, Streptophyta, Magnoliopsida, Solanales, Convolvulaceae.
GGCGCUUCAAGUCUUCGUGUUUGUCGUUGUAGCGCUUUGAUCUUAACUUGAAUAAAUUGUGUUUGUCAAUUAUCAAAACCUGUGAGUCAAUACUUAAGAACACAGAAAGGGUUGAACUCAUGCAUUCCAACACACAUUGCAAGGCUCGGAUAGCAAGGCUAAGGAUAUGGAAGCACCGGAAGGCAGCAUGGGAAAGAGAUGAUCCGGAGGAAACGUUCAGCGUGGACUCUGCCAACAGUAUCUGCGGCACAGGUGUGGAUAUUCCUCCAGUGGACUCAGCCCGACGAGACGAGGAGGUCAUGCUUUCGUGCGCCUACUACAGUGGUCCCGUACAGGAACCUUCGGGAUCCAAUGGGUUUUCAUCAGGUGGACCUUGUGCUGUCCCACAUGGGGAGCUUGAGCACGUGAGCGUGCACACGGAAGCGUCAAGCUUCACACCCCAGCAGGCCCCAAGGAAGGUAGUCCCGGGCGCGGGCCCUGUUCCAGAAGGCGUCCCCAUCAACCAACCGCAGUUCGCGGCUAACUUCAUGAACUUCCUCCAGCAGAUGGCUGGCGCGAGCAGCGUGGCGACCUCAUCUGCACCAGCUGCCUCAGCUCCAGCAGCGCAGCCUGCCCAGAGUCAGAAGUAUGUGGCAGCAUCCAGCCAGCCCAAGUUGCAAGCAUCUGGAGGCCAAGCGGGGAAGGCCCCGGCCCGUACUUACGUGAUGCGAGGGCGUACUGAGCAGCCAGCUCAUGACGUCAUCAUGGGUAUGUUUACCUUAUUCGAUACAUCCAUCACAACAUUAAUUGAUCCGGAUUCUACUUUAUCAUAUGUUUGUAUGCUUAUGCCUGUUGUGCCUAACAUUCCAAGGGAAGACUUGGAUGAUCUGGUAAUCGUGUCCAACCCAUUGGGACAUAGUCUACAACUCACCCAUUUGUAUCACGACUGUCCAUUAGUGGUCCAGGGAAAAACCUUCCCUGCAAGUCUCAUUGAGCUCGCACAUCGUGAGUUUGACGUUAUUCUAGGAAUGGAUUGGCUCAUUGCCAACCAAGUCAUUGUUGAUUGUGGAGCACAUACUGUUCGACUGAGAGCCAAAGAUGGUAGCGACAUUCUGAUCCGUGGCGAGCUUCUUCCGAAAGCUCCGGAAUUCAUCUCAUACAUUCAUGCUCGCCGACUCAUUCACAAGAAGUGCGAAGCGUUCGUGUGCACAGUGCGUGACACUCGUUAGGAGGCACCUCGUAGGGAAGACAUCCCUACG